This is a messenger RNA of Acanthoscelides obtectus, 1739 nucleotides long. The record is from the annotation of a GenBank genome assembly. NCBI's taxonomy places the organism in Eukaryota, Metazoa, Arthropoda, Insecta, Coleoptera, Chrysomelidae.
AUAGAACCCAGGCACAUAUUAUACCUACAAAUGCGACAGUUUUCGCAAUGGUAAGGGUCUUGUUGAAAACCACAUCAAUUUUGAUUUGGUUAAGAUUUUCGAUAUUCAACAGCAUAUCAGAUAUGCUACUUUUGCUUUGUGGAACACUAUUAACUAACAGAAUGGUCGAGAAUCAAUUUCUGGGCUAUAUUUACCUGAUAAAGAAGAGAUUCCAACGGCUGAACCAAAUACUUUCAGAUUUGACUCAAUCUCCACAAGUGGCGCAGGUAAUCAAGGUUCGUCAAAAAAACGAUACCCUCAGCUGCUUAAGAAAAAAUCGUUUUAUUCACUAUGACCUUUGCGAAAUAACCAAAGACAUCAACCGUUGCUUUUCAUGGGCACUCCUGGCAGGAAUCAGUCUGAGCUUUUUGAUUUUCACCUGUGUCGGAUUCACUUCUGCAAGAAUUAUCUACAACAGAUUGUUUGGGGGACACGAUAAUGAGAAUAUAUACGUUCAUAUAAUAUGGACGGCUUUAAAAUUGAGUGACUUCAUGACUUUGGCGAUUUUAUGCAGUCAUAUAACAGCGGAGAUUAAGAAUACAACAAAAAUACUUUUUAAUGUGAAAGAAAUGAUUGGACCUUUAAUUUUCUCUGAGACAAAAAUCUUCUUGAACCAAAUAAUUCAGUGGGAUUUGAAAAUCACAGCAGCAAACUUUCUCGACGUCGACAUGACGCUGAUAUAUAAUUUGGUCACUUGUGCAGCUACCUAUAUCGUCAUAAUGAUACAAAUGGGCCAACUGAACCAAAAUCAACAUUGAAACAAUUGAGAAGCGUUUUCGGGAAUGAGUGCAGGGCUGAGGGAUAGGGUAGGGAGUCAAGUCCUCGUUACGCUGUGAAGGAAGACGGUCUCUGGUCGCGGGACAUUUUUUGUGUUUUAAAUUAAAAACUUGUAGGUAUCGACUCAGUUAUUUGUACUCAUCUUCAAGUUUUACCCAAGUAAAGUGUAGUAAAAUCUCGCCAUCGUCAUAUUGAUCCCAUAACCCUGAGACAUAUUAUCAAGGAAACUUCCGAACUGUUUCAAAAUAUAUAAUGUGUAUUAUGAACUGCAUUCAAAAGCUAAAAAAUGCUGGAAACAUUUAAUAAGAUAUCCAAAAUUAAUACUCAUUUAUAAUUAUUUAGAAAUUGCACCGAAAUUAUAGAAUUCUUUGGAACUACGGAGUCAGCUGCCUUGACAUAUGUUGAAGUUAUUAGUUGAAUCAGAUCUUGUAUUUCAUCGUAUGAAAAUAGUCACGCCAUAGAUACUCGACCUACUUGACAUUUUUUGUUUUUGGCAUCACAUUUUUGAGACGCAAUGUAAUCUAUCUUUUUUCUGUGUUUAUUUGAUAAUUUAUGUAUACAUACAUGAUUGCCCAACAGACGAAUCCGAUUACAGAUUAAUACACCUAUAAUGGUAACUCAACUAAUGGUGUGCAUACAAGAACAAUCAUAAAAUGAACAUAAAAAUUGGCUGAAACAAUUGAUCUUAAUGUCAAAACGGUCUGCUAUGGAAUUAUAGUUUUUGUAUAUUACAGCGGUGAUUUAAUACGUUGAUACGGGAGGUAUGAGACCUUCUCGAAUUUAAACGCGGUAUACAUUUAACCUCUAGAAAAUUCUGAUGCAACCACUUAUGUAAAAACCCGUGUUUAAUUAUCAUUUUUCAUGUUUAAUUUUAUUAUCCUGACUGUUGUUUAUACUCUAUUUAUUCUCCCACUUUUUCACCG